This is a messenger RNA of Euleptes europaea (tarantolino), 483 nucleotides long. It is a transcript of the gene SNRNP27, whose product is annotated as small nuclear ribonucleoprotein U4/U6.U5 subunit 27. Gene Ontology annotation, cellular component: precatalytic spliceosome. The record is from RefSeq and is a predicted model, not a curated record. Bases 10 to 474 code for a protein of 154 amino acids. Lineage: Eukaryota; Metazoa; Chordata; Lepidosauria; Squamata; Sphaerodactylidae. Gene Ontology annotation, biological process: RNA splicing. The transcript is spliced from 6 exons.
AAAGCCGGGAUGGGCCGAAGCCGUUCCAGGUCUCCACCUCGCAGGGAACGUCGGCGCUCCAGAUCUACCUCACGAGAGAGGGAGAGGAGGAGGCGGGAGCGGUCAAGGUCCCGGGAGCGAGAAAGGAGGAGAAGUCGUUCCCGUUCACCACACAGGAGGCGAUCGAGGUCUCCCCGGCGACACAGAUCCAGCUCCUCUUCCCCUUCCCGAAAAGAAAGAAAUGACGAAAAGAAAGAAAUCAAAGACUCCAAAGGCAAAGAGCGCCAGAUCACAGAAGAAGAUCUAGAGGGGAAAACAGAGGAAGAAAUAGAAAUGAUGAAAACAAUGGGCUUUGGAUCCUUCGACACAACAAAGGGCAAGAAAGUGGAUGGCUCUGUAAAUGCCUAUGCUAUAAAUGUAUCCCAGAAGAGGAAGUACAGGCAGUACAUGAACAGGAAAGGUGGAUUCAACAGACCUCUAGACUUCAUUGCCUGAUACCUCUAU